CCAAAGUGCCCAAGUUCAGUGUCGCUGUAGCACGCAGGGGGACUUUAGUAGCCAAUUUGUCUGACUAGGAAUAGUGACAGAGGUCUCACUCCUGGAAGUCCAGGGGGUCUGGCAAUGUCAAAACCGGGGUACACAUAAGAGCAGAAACAAAGCGCAGAGUCAGACUAAGUCCGAGAGAACAUUCUGGUAAAUUCUUGCGCGUUACUUUUAUUGUGGUCAGGGGAUAAAGUAGAGGAUUCAGAAAAUAGAGGGAUUGAGAAGAAGGUGGAGGAGGAAAGCAAAAGGGAGGGGCCUGCUUGCAUUAGAAGGUGGCUGGCUUCCUUAGAGUUGCAUUUGAAGGGUAGAAGAGGAAUCCAUCAUCUGAGAUCUUCUCAACUGGAUCACACUCCUCCAUCGCUCUGUUGCUUUAUCGAUCCGGCAGUCGCCUGCGGGGGUAGUGGAGGAACACGUGGAGAUGAAGAGACCGCACGAUUACAGUUCUCCGGACUCGGAUACGGACGAACUCAUUGAUGUCGGACAGGAGGACAGCUACUGCCCUGUCACUGGGUCCAUGUCUCCAGGCAGUACCUCACAGAUCCUGGCUCGCAAGAAGAGAAGAGGGAUAAUUGAGAAGAGACGCAGGGACAGAAUCAACCACAGUCUGUCAGAGCUGAGGAGACUCGUACCCAGCGCCUUCGAGAAACAGGGCUCCUCUAAACUGGAAAAGGCGGAGAUUCUUCAGAUGACUGUGGAUCACCUGAAACUGUUGCAUGCCAUGGGCGGCAAAGGCUUCUUUGAUGCUCGUGCCAUGGCGGUGGAUUACAGGACUUUGGGCUUCCGGGAGUGUGUUGGAGAAGUGGUGAGAUACCUCAGCUCUCUGGAGGGGGUUGAAUCCUCAGACCCCAUAGGUGCACGCCUCGUGUCCCACCUCAGCCACUGCGCCAGUGAGUUGGACCCUCUCCUCCAGAGCCCGGCCGCCCUGCCCUUCCCUCCCUGGCCUUGGUCUUCCUUCCCUCAGCUCUCUGCAACUACCCCUCCCGGUUCCUCUGCCGCCUUUCCACCAGCCUCUCGCCGCGACCUUCCCCCCCACACCACUGCAGCCCUGCUGGGCUACUCUUCACCAAGCCUGCGUGUGGGACAUCUGAGCGCUCAAGGGGCGAUACUAAGUCCAGCACUGACCCAGAUGCAUAGAGUGCCCUCUAUUCCCGGCCAUCCUCAUAGACUUCAACAGCACUCACCAGGUGGACCCACAAUCCCAUCACCUCUCCAAACCGUGCCGCCACAAUCAUCAACUUCUUCUAACUCCUCCCCGUCCACCGCCCAUCAACAGGUUUCCUUCAGACCCUUUGCACCUCUGGGGUCUCCAACACCAGCUCGUAGGGGUGUGGGUAACUCCAGUAAGUCGGCACAGGGCUGGGGCACAGAGAUUGGGGCGUUCUGAUUUAGAUUUCCGGAGGAGCUUGGAGUUUAUGAGGAACAAAUAUUUCUGGGACAAAUUGUGACAAUUGUCACUUGUGUUUGAAAGGACCUACAAGCAUUGGACACAUUCGAAUGUGAUCACAAAUGUUGUUGACUGGAUGAGAGACUCACAACAGUCAUCAUUUACUCACGCUCUUGUCAUUUCAAACCUGUAUGACUUUCUUUCUUCUGCAGAACACAAAAGAAGAUAUUUUAAGGAAAAUUGGUAACCAAACAGCGGUGGCGCCCAUUCACUUCUUUUGUACAGACACAAAACCAAUGUAAGUGAAUGGGUGCCGACGUGGUCCGGUUAACAACAUUCUUCAAAAUAUC
Triplophysa rosa is the source of this 1770-nucleotide messenger RNA. RefSeq names its product hes related family bHLH transcription factor with YRPW motif like (gene heyl). Gene Ontology annotation, biological process: anterior/posterior pattern specification; circulatory system development; regulation of transcription by RNA polymerase II. Gene Ontology annotation, molecular function: DNA-binding transcription factor activity, RNA polymerase II-specific; RNA polymerase II cis-regulatory region sequence-specific DNA binding; protein dimerization activity. The record is from RefSeq and is a predicted model, not a curated record. Gene Ontology annotation, cellular component: nucleus. The transcript has 5 exons. The coding region runs from base 455 to 1420 and encodes 321 amino acids. Lineage: Eukaryota; Metazoa; Chordata; Actinopteri; Cypriniformes; Nemacheilidae.